This is a messenger RNA of Poeciliopsis prolifica (blackstripe livebearer), 4404 nucleotides long. It is a transcript of the gene erlin2, whose product is annotated as ER lipid raft associated 2. Gene Ontology annotation, biological process: SREBP signaling pathway. Gene Ontology annotation, molecular function: cholesterol binding; ubiquitin protein ligase binding. Bases 72 to 1070 code for a protein of 332 amino acids. Gene Ontology annotation, cellular component: endoplasmic reticulum; endoplasmic reticulum membrane. The transcript is spliced from 12 exons. NCBI's taxonomy places the organism in Eukaryota, Metazoa, Chordata, Actinopteri, Cyprinodontiformes, Poeciliidae. The record is from RefSeq and is a predicted model, not a curated record.
UGAAUCGGAACAGAAGAAGGCACUUCCUGUAUGUCGUCCGCUGUGCUGUGUUUUCACGUAAAAUUGCAGGGAUGGCUCAGUGGGGGGCCAUCUUCUCCAUAGUAGCUGCUCUCGGCGGAGCGGCGCUGUUGGCCUCCGUGCACAAAAUCGAUGAAGGCCACACCGGAGUGUACUACAGGGGAGGGGCUCUUCUCACUGCCACCAGCGGUCCCGGUUUCCACCUUAUGCUCCCAUUCAUCACCACCUUCAAGUCUGUACAGACAACACUGCAGACUGAUGAGGUGAAGAACGUACCAUGUGGGACCAGUGGAGGAGUGAUGAUUUACUUUGAUCGCAUUGAAGUUGUGAACUACCUCGUUCCAUCAGCAGUGUACGACAUAGUGAGGAACUUCACAGCAGACUAUGACAAAGCUUUGAUUUUCAACAAAGUGCAUCACGAGCUCAACCAGUUUUGCAGCGUUCACUCUCUACAAGAAGUCUACAUCGGCUUGUUUGACCAAAUCGAUGAAAAUCUGAAGUUGACGCUACAAGAAGACCUAACAUCUAUGGCGCCUGGCCUUAUAAUCCAGGCCGUGCGAGUCACUAAGCCCAACAUUCCUGAGAGCAUUCGCAGGAACUACGAACUCAUGGAGAGUGAAAAGACAAAACUCCUGAUUUCCCAGCAGACACAAAAGGUUGUAGAGAAGGAGGCCGAAACGGAGAGGAUUAAAGCUGUCAUAGAGGCUGAGAAAGUGGCGCAAGUUGCAGAAAUCAAGUUUGGGCAGAAAGUUAUGGAGAAGGAAACUGAAAAGAAGAUCUCUGAAAUCGAAGAUGACGCUUUCCUGGCCAGGCAGAAAGCCAAGGCUGAUGCUGAGUUCUAUACAGCUCUGAGAACCGCUGAGGCCAACAAGUUGAAGUUAACUCCGGAGUACCUCCAGCUGAUGAAGUACAAAGCCAUCGCAGCCAACAGCAAGAUCUACUUUGGUAAUGACAUACCUCAGAUGUUUGUGGACUCCGGCUCCGCGGGGAGCUCCAUCAAGGCCUCCGCAGCCCUGGAUGUUAUUAGUGAUCAGGUUAUAGACCUGGAUUAAUGAAGAAGGUACUUGGACUCUUAGAACCACCCAGGAGUGGUGGACUCUUUGCAGGAGACAGAGGCACUCGCCGUCACUAACAGAAUCUGCUGUCUGGGGUCAGUAUUUCUCAGACACUUCAGAAUCACUGCCAGGAUCCCACUGGAGGGCAAAAUAAAAGUUCAGGCAAUGUUUCUUCCACUCUGUUCUGGAUAAAAGGUAACAUUUAACAAAAUUGUAACAUAACAAAACUGUAGGUUAGAUAUUAUGUUCAGCUAUCCCAUUUAAUUCUGACAUUCAACAAAAAAAAUGCUUUAAAGAUUUAUUUUUGUUGCCUCACUUCUUAGGGCUGAACCAAACCGACGGUCAUUCCAGUUACAUAAACACAGCUUUCUGCUCUGGUUGUUUCCUGUUAGCAAAGUCAAUAGUUUUUUUCUUUUUUUUCUGGGUCAGCCUCCCAAGUUGUCAGUGAGUUUUAUGGUCUGAGCCAGACAAAGCAUGAGUUUCAGUUCACGAUCCUCUACUAAAACAGGAUUAAAUAACAUGUUUCUAUACAAUAGGCCAGAAAAAUAAAUUGUACAAUAUGAAGUUUGAAGUUUACCAAAAAAAAUUCAUACUUGAAAUACAUUGUGACCUUGAAGGAGAGAGGACUAACAAAAGAAUAUGCCUACAGCUGUGCCUACCCUGUGAUCAGGGUAUGCUUCUUUAACAAUGGGUUCCCAGGAAAACACCUGCUGGAUCAGAUCAAAGCUCUGCUGUGACUCAGCAGCUCUUUCAAUGUGUGCGCAACUCGGAAUUGAAACUUAAUUACUGCCUGUGAUCCUUCAUUAAGACCCGUCUCUGAGGCUGUUCCAAUAUGUCUCAUAUUUUAUAGCCAUGAGGAAACGUUUGGCCACAUCAGCCUUCUUUCUUAUGGUGAACCUCAAGGAUCCCAUUCUGGGUCUUUCCUACUCCGACAAAUCUGAGUCGUCCAUUAUCAGUUCAUCCUGCAUUUUGCACCCACAUUUUACUACAAGUCAUUCCCAUUUCCAAUUUGUUUCUGUAAAUUAAUUACUUCAUAGCCAUACACUAGAACUACUUUACAUACUUUUUCAUGAUUUAUAAAGAUAAAACGUCAGAGAAGUAGUCAGGUGUGUACUUUUCUCAUAUUCUGAACAUUUUAUAGCCUACAACCAGGGCCGGAUUUAGAAGAAUAUGGACACCUGGGCUAGAGAUAGUUUUGGUGCCCUAUACCAAACAAUAAAAAAAAUAAAAAUAAACUAAAUAUUUCACUAGGACAAUAAGUACAUCAAUAAGUAGAUCUACACGUUUGCAGGUGCAAAUUAGUUGGUUUUAAACAUCUGGCAGAUGGCUUGAUGUUGGACCCACAAAGAUAAUUUUCAAAUAUUUGAGUGUAGUUUCAAUUUACUAAAAUAUAACAAUAUUUUAAUAAAACACCACAUGUGAAUGAACCAUGACUUUAAUAUGAACAUGCAAAGUACCCAUAAAAAAACUUUUUUUGCCUCCCCCUCACUCCAAAGAACUUGUGGCCCUGGGCUACUGCCUUCGUAAGACCUUUCUAAAAACUGACCCAGCCUAUGAUGAUUCAUGGAAAGAGACCAAAAUUAAACAGAACUGCAUCUCGUACCCAGCAGCAGACUAUGAAUAGAUCAUAUAAAUGACUUUGACUCAUUAGUCAGAAAACAGCCCGCUGGUGGUUACAGAUUGACGCAGUGUAUGGCAGACCACCUACCCCCUCCUUCAUAACAACCACAAAUGGAAGAAUAUUAAGUGAAUUGGUGACAUUUCAGUCACCAAUUCUGAAAGAAGCAAGGAAACAGAAAAGUCCCCCUUAUAAAAUUCAAAACAGCUCUUAGGCUUGUUGUUCCUCUCAUCGAGAUGUAUAUCAUAACUAGAAAAAAGUGGGGGGUUUUUUGUGUGCCUCAAAGAGGCUCCAUCCGGUAGUGAGUCGGACUCUAUUUCCUUCUGACCUGCUUGAUGAAUACGGGCCCUGAGUGCAGCAGUGGACAGCACAAGCUUGAUGAAUGUACUGUGGUAGCUGCUCACUGUCUCAUUUAAAUCACUGCUUUUUUUUUUUGUAUGAUUUUGUGUGUGUGUAUCUGUACAGUGAAUCUGUAAUUCCUUUGAUUUCCUUUACUUUUUUUUCUCCGUUUUUCCUGUGAAAGAUCAGGUGUGGAUGGCGUUUUUCCAUAGGAGACUGUGCCAAGAGCAUCUCAGAUUAUGAAGCAGAAAAGAAGCUUCUUACUUUAAUUUGGACGUCCAAACUUAGACCGGCGACAUCUGCUUGAGUCUGGACUUCUUUCUGCAGUCAUUUGAUGAAUGUUUUAACUGGUUGCGUUGGAAACUGUUCAACAGGAAACAUUGGCAACUUUACCGAUGUGAAAAUGAAGGAGGGAACACUUAAUAUAAAUGUGAGAUUGCACUAGAAGCAUUUCACUGUACGGGCAUUUUUUAAAAAGCUUUAUGAAGAGCAUGUAACGCAGCAUUGUGUAAAAACUCCACGAUAUGAUACAAUGCGUCAUUAAUAAUGACACAAAAUGUAAUGAAAUCUCAAAUUGUUUUUGCUUUGAACACUUAAGACAGCGUGUUCUGGCUAUGAGUCUGAAAAGGCAACUAAACGUUUGCCUUUUAAUGACUCAAUUUGCAUGAUUAAUAUUACAAGUGAUAAUUCAGUUUUUGAUUGUUUAUUACAUAGUUUCUUAAAAGAAGAGCUACCUCUGCAUUUUGUAAUAAUCGGCACAAAAUGCAACAAAAUCCUCAUACGUUCUGCUGCGCAGGUAAAACAUUACAUUUUGUCAAUCAUUACAUGAUGUGGUUUGAAUUGUUCCAUUUUGAAGUCAGAUUUUUAGAUAUUAUUACCUAAUGCUGCGUUAUAGUGCAACAAGAAAAUAAAAUCCAUUUGCUGUGAUGUCUUCUGUUCUAUUUUUUGUUUGUUUGUUUUCACUUUUUGAUUGGUUUUAGUUCCAUGGUGCAUUGAGUUAUUGAUGAAAUUCAGGAGUUUUUGUUUGUUUGGGCGUUUUUUUUCCCAAAGAACUAUUGUGUGUUCAUCCAGAUUUAUGCGUUUCUCAGCGGGCGGCACCCUUUAGAGCUAUGAGAUUAUGCCCUCAUAUUCAUUCCAGUUUCUCAGGCUGACCGAGACGAGCACUGAGUCAACAGAACAUCGUAUUGCACUGCUUUCAAUAACGAAUGUACAAUCAGCAUGUUGUCUUCUGACAAUGAGCUGCUGUUUUAAUCGAGAAAUAAGAAGCUUCUCAACAAGGGGCAGUAAUAUAUCUAGAAUAUUUCUUUUUUUUUUUACUGAUACAGUAAGAGUGUAAGCUUGUGUUUGAAACACAAUAAAAUCCACAGAAGCUAA